AUCAGCUGUUUUGGCCCCCAGUGCAGUCUGUCGCAAGUGUAGACGUCAUUUUCGUUUCAGGAAUACAUCACGGUUUUAGUAGUAGCACUAUGCAUGCACUAGCACUGUAGUGUGUGUCAACUGGACGGUUUGACGCUGCUUCGGAGACGAGAAAGUAGAAAGCAGAGCAUGGCGCCAUGAGCUGAGCGCUGAAACGUUUGUGAUCAAAGGCACCCAACGCCGCGGUUACAUCUGUUGCCAUGCAGCAGUCAGAGAGUGGCGGAGGGGCGGCGACUUCUGAGGUCCAGCUCAACGACCAACCCAGCGCGCUCAUCGCGUGUAAAGUGCCCGAAGAGGUUUUUAAUGAGCAGCAGCUAAAGGAGCAGUUUGAGGCUUUGUUCCGCGCAUUUGAUCCAGGCACAUCGUUCCAGUUCUUCAAAAGCUUCAGACGAGUUCGGAUCAACUUCACCGAUGCUUUAGCAGCAGCCGAGGCCCGAGUCAAACUCCAUAAGAGUGACUUCAAUGGAAAGGAGAUGCGUCUGUAUUUUGCUCAGUCGGUACAUAUUGGCAGUCCUCGCCUCGAGCCUCCUAAACCAGAGAAGCAGUUCCUCAUCUCCCCGCCGGCAUCGCCCCCUGUAGGCUGGGCGCAGUCGCAGGAUGCUAUGCCCGUCCUCAACUACGACCUGCUGUGUGCUGUGUCUAAACUAGGACCAGGUGAGCAGUACGAGAUCCACACUGGAACCACCAACACUCCCAGCGUCAUCGUGCACGUGUGUGAGGACGAAAGCUCUGAGGACGAGGAGGAAGCAGCAGAAAGCGGCAAACGCGCCCGACCCAAGAUCAUCCAGACCCGUCGCCCAGACUAUGUCCCGUCCGUUAACCAGUGAGCGGACAUUCUGGGCCGUUUCAUCUUUGCGACCAACGCUGGAAUAACUAGGAAACAUGCAGUCAUGCAGUUUGUCAUCCUUACCACCCGGGGCGGUGGUGAGCGUCAAAUUCUCUUCCUAGUUAGCGAGGGAGUCAACCAUCCUCAUAAUCUCGCGUUUCAUUUCUUAACAUCCAUCUCUGAUGGAGUCAGGGACUUGGGAGAGUUUCUCUCGUAUUAUGAAUGUCAUUAUUUGCUUGACGUCACAACUGUGUAUUUUAAUAAACCGAGAGAAAAGCGAAGGGAAAAUGCGAGACGGCAUCUGAUAUACAGGAAGAGUUUUUGUGUUGCACAAACAAACGUGUCUGAAGUGUGUAUCAUUCGGGGCCACUAACAUGUACUCGUCGUCAUUAUCAUGUAUCGUCUCUACGUUUAGUCAGUUAAGCACUCGUACAGUCUUUGAAAAGUCAUUAUUAUUGUUGCUGAAGUUCUUUGCGAGCUCCUCCAAGUAUUAUGCACUUUAAAAAUAGAGCCUUAUAAUGUGGUAAACUGACAACAACAUGAAGUACUUGUCUUUGUAUAUAGAGCGCAACUGUGACCGCCGACUUUUUUCCGCCUUGGUAACGCGAGUAUUUUUCCCCUUCAUUUUCUCCAUCAAUCACAAGCAAAAAGGUAUUUGAACAUUGGUAAAAAAUAAAGACACUUGUACUAAUCUGUGCACUUAAAUUCUGUUAUGAGGGAAUGAAUUAUUGUAAAUGUAUGGAAGGAAAAAAAUAUGAGCUAGGAGGAAAAAUUAUAUGUCGAUGCUUUUGUUCUGUCACAAAUUUUUUGCGUUCCCCCUGAGAAACUUUGGGUUCGCUCGCAAAUAACAAAAGUUUUCAAACGCAAAGUUUCUCAAGAGAACGCAAAACAUUUGUGAUCGAAUGCAAAAGCUUGAAAAAUAUUUUUUCCUCCAAUCUCAUAUUUUUUCCAUCAUGACGUUCCUUUAGGGGCUCUGUAUAAAUAUAUAAUUGCAUCAAAAUAAAUACAAAUAAAAAAAUAAUAAUGACUAUGAGUCAAUAUUAAUCAAAUAAAAUGUUUUAUUUGUACAUGCUGCCAAUGAUUUAUAGUCAUUAUUUUAUUUUACUUUAUUUAUACAUGAAGCCAAUUAUUUUAAGGGGUCAUGAAUUGAGAAAUCAACUUUUGAUCUUUUGAUAUAUAAGAGGUCAUCGUACUAUGAGAAUAUCCUAUAAGUUUUAGAACUGAAAACUUCCUUGUUAGUCCAAUAAAAGCUUUUAUUGACACCAGACCCAGCGAACGACUCAUCCUGUCAUAGAUAGGUGAAACCCCGCCUCCUUAGAAGAAAUCAACGCCUACUUCAUCAUUGCAGCGUUAGCCCCGCCCACUGGCGUGUUAGUGAGAUGAGGAGGAGAGAAGAGUGAUACAGGACUAAAAUAACAUUACCUUUCAAAUUAUCCUAAUGCUAGGAAUAUGGUUAUUUAUUUUCAACAAUGUGAAUGUCUCAGUUGAGCUUUAUUUAUUUGUAUUUGGUACAUUUCACUGUGGAUUCUUUGGUAAAUCAAUCGCAUUUCGGCGCAGGCUUUGCAAACAGAGUUUUACGAUAUGGACUCGACAGUAAUGCAACAACAUGUCAGUAACUGUGUUAAUUCUAAUGCCUGAUCUGAUAUUAAUGAUUCAUGUACAGUCAGAUGAUCUUUGUCUAUGCGUCAGUAAAUCAACUUCACGUUGUUUCUCUUAGUAGGAUGAAAAUAAUCUGUUAUUUAAACGUGAUUAAAUUAUAUAUAGAAAGCAAUCAAAGAACGCUCCCUUUACAAUCGCUGGAGCUGUCAAUCAAACAGCGCGAGUUUAUCAGUGACUGAGUUCUGGACUCGCGCCAAAACUCCCGUUUUAUUCAAUGAAUCUCUUAGUUGCAUCGCGUUUGCACUGUUAGUUAUGAUGAAAGCAUUCGUUAGUGUGCAGAAAUUGAGUUGCAAUGACGAGAUCACAGCAUUAAUGCGCUCAACAACAUGUCUGUGAUCGACUACAAUGUUCAUCACUGCAACCUUUCAUGCCACGAUCCAAAUAUAAUGCCAUAGAUCUAAACGUAAUGCUAUAAUCAACGCUUUUCACGAUUAGUUCACCUUAAGAGCUCUAAUAGUAAAAACGUGCUAAAAGUUUUCGAGAGAGUAAUAGUAAAGUAUUUCAAAUGAAAAGAUGUCAGCCAAUCACAGCAGUGGGCGUUUACACUGAAGUCUCACAGCAGACACUCCCCUUAAAACAAAGCAUUCAAAUCAGAGGGCUAAAAUCAGGGUAGGAAAAAUGCCUUUUAUUUCUAAAUUAUGACAAUAUUUGAUGUGAAAAUCAUACUAACAUUAUAAGUGCACCCCAGGAAACAUUAUAAAACAAUAAAACAACGCAGUUCAUGACUCCUUUAAAGUAAAAUAAAAUAUUGACUGUAAAAAUAAAGUGAAAUAAAAUUAAAUAUUGACUAUGAAUCAUUGGCUGCAUGUAUAAAUGAAAUGAAAUAAAAUAAAAUGUAUUUAUUAGAUGAUAAUUUACAUAAGUUGUUUUGAGUCUAGUAAGUCAUUCGCAGAGUGAGCGGAUGAUUUUAAAUGGUUUUGUUAUGACUCUGAUUGGUGAAUCUGUUCAGCUAGUGCAGAAUUCUUAAAUUGAAUUUUUAAAAUAAAAAAUAAAACCACUGACUUGCGGUUCUAAAAAAAUGUUUAUCAUAACAACAUUUAAAAAACCACUAUGGAGAAAAUGAAUGUGAUUUUACUGUUGCGCUCUUUGACCUGUCAAAUGAACCGCUCUGUUGUGCUCUACUGUCUUUGGAGAUAUUGUCCUCUUUUCCAUUACUGUAGGAGACGUUCUAAUGUCAUCCAGUGAUUUUAAGCAACUAUAACAUACUGUGUAUAUUUGAUGUGUUUGAAUGUAGCCAAUAUCUUUAAAAAAAAUAAAAUAAAAAAAAAAAGCUUCAGGAUUUCUAUCAACAACAACUAAAUCUUAUUCAUUAGGUAGCAAGAAUAUGGAGGGAGGAAAAGCAUUUACCUUUAAUAAAACUAUCUUGACCAAAGAA
Ctenopharyngodon idella (grass carp) is the source of this 3899-nucleotide messenger RNA. RefSeq names its product regulator of calcineurin 1b (gene rcan1b). Gene Ontology annotation, cellular component: cytoplasm; nucleus. Gene Ontology annotation, biological process: calcium-mediated signaling. The coding region runs from base 240 to 866 and encodes 208 amino acids. Gene Ontology annotation, molecular function: nucleic acid binding; calcium-dependent protein serine/threonine phosphatase regulator activity. The transcript has 4 exons. Lineage: Eukaryota; Metazoa; Chordata; Actinopteri; Cypriniformes; Xenocyprididae. The record is from RefSeq and is a predicted model, not a curated record.